AUGCCCGUAUGCAGUAUGCAGCAACGCAAGGCAAAAGAACUGCCAACAGCAUCCUUAAAGUCUGUCAUGCAAAAGGGGCUCUUGAUGUUGCAGCCGCCCAAAAGAACUUUUGAAUGUUCAGAGUGUGGAAAGAAAUUCAGUGACAGGAGGACUCUUCAACGUCAUCAGAGAACCCACACAGGGGAGAAACCUUUUGAAUGCUCAGAGUGUGGAAAGAAAUUCAGUGAGAGUCGCACUCUUCAAUGUCAUCAGAGAACCCACACAGGGGGAAAAACUUUCGAAUGUUCAGUAUGUGGGAAGAGAUUCAUUAAGAGUAGCGAUCUUAAAAAGCAUCAGAGAACUCACACAGGGGAGAAACCUUUUGAAUGCUCAGUGUGUCGAAAGAAAUUCAGUGAGAGUGGCAGUCUUCAACGUCAUCAGAGAACCCACACAGGGGAGAAACCUUUUGAAUGCUCAGAGUGUGGAAAGAGAUUCAGUGAGAGUGGCACUCUUCAACGUCAUCAGAGAACCCACACAGGGGAGAAACCUUUUGAAUGCUCAGAGUGCGGAAAGAGAUUCAGUCGGAGUUGCCGUCUUCAAUGUCAUCAGAGAACCCACACAGGGGAGAAACCUUUUGAAUGCUCAGUGUGUGGAAAGAAAUUCAGUUGGAGUUACCAUCUUCAAUAUCAUCAGAGAACCCACACAGGGGAGAAACCUUUUGAAUGCUCAGAGUGUGGAAAGAGAUUCAGUGGGAGUGGCCAUCUUCAAAGUCAUCAGAAAACCCACACAGGGGAGAAACCUUUUGAAUGCUCAGAGUGUGGAAAGAGAUUCAGUCAGAAUGGCACUCUUCAGCAUCAUCAGAGAACCCACACAGGGGAGAAACCUUUUGAAUGCUCAGAGUGUGGAAAGAGAUUCAGUCGGAGUGGCCAUCUUCAGUAUCAUCAGAGAACCCACACAGGGGAGAAACCUUUCAAAUGCUCAGAGUGUGGAAAGAGAUUCAGUCGGAGUGGCCAUCUUCAAAAGCAUCAGAGAACCCACACUGGGGAGAAACCCUUUGAGUGCUCAGAGUGUGGGAAAAAAUUCAGUCAGAGUGGCCAUCUUCAAUAUCAUCAGAGAACCCACACUGGGGAGAAACCAUUUGAAUGCUCAGAGUGUGGAAAGAGAUUCAGUCGGAGUGCCAGACUUCAAAGUCAUCAAAGAAUCCACACAGGGGAGAAACCCUUUGAAUGCUCAGAGUGUGGAAAGAGAUUCAGUCGGAGUGGCAAUCUUCAAUAUCAUUAUAGAACCCACACAGGGGAGAAACCUUUUGAAUGCUCAGAGUGUGGAAAGAGAUUCAGUGAGAGGAGGAGUCUUGAACAGCAUCAUAGAAGACACAGAGGGGGGAAAUCGUUAGAAUUCUCAAUGUCCGGCCGCGGCUUGCCACACCUGGGCUCGUUAAUGACCCCAAUGGACGCUUUGAUAUUGGAGAGACAGCAUCCCAAUGAAUGA
Heteronotia binoei (common prickly gecko) is the source of this 1467-nucleotide messenger RNA. RefSeq names its product zinc finger protein OZF-like. NCBI's taxonomy places the organism in Eukaryota, Metazoa, Chordata, Lepidosauria, Squamata, Gekkonidae. Bases 1 to 1467 code for a protein of 488 amino acids. The transcript has 2 exons. The record is from RefSeq and is a predicted model, not a curated record. Gene Ontology annotation, biological process: regulation of transcription by RNA polymerase II. Gene Ontology annotation, molecular function: RNA polymerase II cis-regulatory region sequence-specific DNA binding; DNA-binding transcription factor activity, RNA polymerase II-specific.